UGCUCUUCCCUUCCCCACCAGGUGCCCCCCGUGGGAUGGGGCCACAGCUCCUCUCCCCAUCUGUGACACUCAGGGACUGUCACAGCUCUACAGAAGGAAAGUUGCUGUUUAUAGAAGAUGCUGGGAUGCUCGAAGGGUAAAUCCAGGGAAGGAUGGCACAUUGGCACCUGUCCUCACUGCUGGAGUGUGGCUGGCAUUCCAGUGCUGAGAGGAUGCACAGGGUGACCAUGGGCCCCUCUGGGCCAGCCUGGGCACCGUAACCUCGCUGUGGGUCACAGGGGUGCAAGGAAUCCUCUCAUUUUGGAGCACUGGGUUGCUGCUCUCUGUUGUCUCCUGCCCAGGUGCCAUGUCCCUGGAGGCACCUGGCACAUCUUCCUGGCUGCCUCCUCCCAGCUGGGUCGUAGCAGAGCUGGGAACUCCUGAGCUUGGUCACACAGAUGGAAGUGGUUGCUGAAGGAUCUGCCUGUACAUCUGAGAGCUGGCACUGGCUGCACACUGUGUCCCGAGGAGAGGAGCCCAGCCUCCCUGCCCCACUCUUCAGUGUCUGGAGAAGAAGCCAAGGCUGCAAAAUCAAAGCCCUGCGCGCCAAGACCAACACGUACAUCAAGACACCGGUCAGGGGCGAGGAGCCCGUGUUCAUCGUCACUGGCAGGAAGGAGGAUGUGGAGAUGGCCAAGCGGGAGAUCCUCUCAGCCGCCGAGCACUUCUCCAUGAUCCGGGCCACGCGCAACAAAGUCAACGGGCUGACGGGGGCCAUGCAGGGGCCCCCCAACCUGCCAGGCCAGACCACCAUCCAGGUGAGGGUCCCCUACCGCGUGGUGGGGCUGGUGGUGGGACCCAAGGGAGCCACCAUCAAGCGCAUCCAGCAGCAGACGCACACGUACAUCGUGACGCCCAGCCGGGACAAGGAGCCCGUGUUCGAGGUGACGGGCAUGCCCGAGAACGUGGACCGGGCGCGGGAGGAGAUCGAGGCGCACAUCACCAUGAGGACAGGCUCCUUCAUCGACGUCAACGCCGACAACGACUUCCACUCCAACGGCACCGACGUCUGCCUCGACCUGCAGGGCGGCGCGGCCGCCCCGUGGGCCAAGGCCCCCCACCCUGCCCAGCGCCCCUCGGCCGCGCUGCGCAACGACAGCCUCAGCUCCCUGGGCAGCGGCUCCACCGAGUCCUUCUACAGCGGGCGCGUGGCGGCUGCCAGCCCCACCAGCCCCUACAGCACCUUCAGCGAGCCCCCGGCCCCGCUGGGCUCCGACGAGUGCGACUUCGGCUUCGACUUCUUGGCCCUCGACCUCACCACGCCCACCACCACCAUCUGGUCGCCCUUCGAGCGCUCGGGCAACCCCCUGCAAGCCUUCAGCAGCUGCUCCUCCAUCAACAGCUCGCAGAGACGCAACAGCGGCCCGGCCACGCCGCGCCACUCGCCCACCCUGCCCGAGAGCGGGGCGGCGGGGCUGGAGCACCCCUCGGCACGGCGCAUCCCCAGCGACCCCGCCGGCGCCCUGGCCUGGCUGCCCGCCCAGGGCUCGCUCUCCUCCUUCUCCAACAGCACCGGCUACUCCUCCUCCUCCUCGCUGCCCGGCAGCAUCUCAGCCGCCUCAGGCUCGCCCACCGACUCGAGCAGCUCGGACGGGCACCGCAAGAGCUCCCGGGAGUGCAUGGUGUGCCUGGAGAGCGAGGUGAUGGCUGCGCUGGUGCCCUGCGGCCACAACCUGUUCUGCAUGGAGUGCGCCCUGCGCAUCUGCGGCCGGGCGCAGCCGCAGUGCCCCGCGUGCCACGUGCCCGCCACCCAAGCCAUCCACAUCUUCUCCUAGCCCGGGGGCUCGCCCAGCGACCCCCCCCUCCACCCCAACACCACGGCGUUUUAAGGACUUUCUACUGUUGAAAUGGAGCUUUUUAUUUAAUACCAGAUCCGACGGGGGCGGGGAGGGGG
This is a messenger RNA of Vidua macroura (Pin-tailed whydah), 1933 nucleotides long. It is a transcript of the gene MEX3D, whose product is annotated as mex-3 RNA binding family member D. Bases 438 to 1814 code for a protein of 458 amino acids. Gene Ontology annotation, molecular function: RNA binding. NCBI's taxonomy places the organism in Eukaryota, Metazoa, Chordata, Aves, Passeriformes, Viduidae. The record is from RefSeq and is a predicted model, not a curated record. The transcript is spliced from 2 exons.